Pecten maximus is the source of this 3083-nucleotide messenger RNA. RefSeq names its product cytochrome P450 4F6-like. Gene Ontology annotation, molecular function: heme binding; iron ion binding; oxidoreductase activity, acting on paired donors, with incorporation or reduction of molecular oxygen. The record is from RefSeq and is a predicted model, not a curated record. The coding region runs from base 177 to 1682 and encodes 501 amino acids. The transcript has 13 exons. Lineage: Eukaryota; Metazoa; Mollusca; Bivalvia; Pectinida; Pectinidae.
CCCCUACACCGGGACCGUCCUAUAAGCUUCCCCGUUGGUACACCCUGUCCAGAUUUUUUACCACUACACAUAUGUAAUUACACCUCGGGACGAACGUGGUCACCACGACAGGGGAAGUUUAAAACCUACUAGACCGGGGAAUGUAAAUCAAAAUCCAACAGUCAGUGAUAAAGGCGAUGGAAACCUCACUACAGAUCAUAUUAGCGGUAGUAGUUGGCUUUGCGCUCUGGGUUGUUGUUCCUGCCUUGUGGAGAUACUACGCCCUUUGCCAAAGGAUGAAGAAAUACGGGAACCCUGGCCCCGCCCAUCCAUUUUGGGGUCACGUAAAAUACUUCAACGAUAACGACUCAAUAACAAGUAUUUAUAAUACGGUAGCUGAGAGGAGUCAGUCAAAGAUGGUUGGAUUAUGGAUGACAUUUAUCCCUAUAAUACAAGCAGUUCACCCAGACACAGCGAAGCUCAUUCUACAGUCUUCCAAUCCGAAGCCCACUGCUCCUGGACAGCCAUACAAUGUCCUGAAGUCAUUUCUAGGCGAAGGAUUGGACACCAGUAACGGAAGUAAGUGGCAGCGAAACCGGAAGUUACUGACUCCAGCCUUCCAUUACGACAUACUUCGUCCUUACGUCAAAGUCUAUAAUAAAGCUGCGGAUGUUCUGUUGAAUACAUAUGCCAGGAAGAUGGCGGACGGAGCGAAGAGUGUUGAUAUCAUGGGGGAUUUGGGGCUAGCUCUUCUGGACAUCAUACUGAGAUGUUCCCUUUCCUACGAGGGAAAUGUACAGGAACAAGAGAACCACCCGUAUUCUCAUGCCAUUCGACGGAUCUCUGAUCUUAUAUUAAAGAGAUUUCUUGUUCCAUGGCACCUGCUAUCCUGGAGGUUGUACAUGAUGUCUGCUGACGGGAAGGAGUAUAAACGCCACAUUGAUUAUGUACACGGAUUUGCGGAGGACAUCAUAGCUAAAAGGAGGAAGGUGUUGCUGGAGGAUCCUUCACUUCUCAGUAACAAGAAGAGAUUGGAUUUCUUAGAUAUAUUGAUGACGGCAAAAGACGAAUCCGGGGCAGGACUGACAGACGAGGAAAUUCGGGAUGAGGUCGAUACUUUCCUUUUUGCAGGUCAUGACACGACAUACGCAGCACUUACAUGGGCCUUGUAUAACCUUGGGAAGUACCCAGCGGAACAGGAAAUCGUGUACCAGGAGGUGUGUGACGUCACUGGAGAUCGGCAGUAUAUCGAAUGGGAUGACCUCGCUAAGUUAACUAAGACGGCAAUGUUCCUCAAGGAAAAUUUACGGCUGUAUUCCCCUGGAGCAACCACGACUCGGCUACUCACAAAACCUCUUGAGCUGGAGGGACAAACAUUUCCUGUCGGAUCUACUAUUGGGGUCAAUUUUGCCGUACUACAUCGCCACCCUGAUGUGUUCGAGAACCCUGCAGAGUUUCGUCCGGAAAGAUUCCUUCCAGAAAAUGUAGCCAAGAGAAGUCCAUAUGCUUUUAUACCGUUCUCAGCCGGCUCAAGGAACUGUAUCGGGCAAAACUUCUCAAUGAACGAGCAGAAAGUGAUCCUCUCUAGAAUCGUAAAAAGGUUCAAAGUGAUAUUAGACGAGGAUCACGAGGUGAUUGAUUUGGUCAAGUUGGUGAUAGAACCAAAGAAUGGAAUCAAGAUCCGCUUCGAGGAGCGACAGUGAUUUACAGACACUUAACAGACUGAAUCAGUUAUAUGUGGCUCAAAAGGAUCGGGGUGAAAAUCCUUUUAUUGAUGAAAUGAUGCACCUUAGUUUUGUUAAGAAAUAUGGUAAACGCAUGCUGGGUAUUGCUAAAGCAAUACAUGUCCUCUAGCGGUCCCCCAUAAAAACAGUUGCAGUGACCCUGAUCUUGACCCCAAAACCCGACACUCAAACUUGACCUGUAGCAACUCUGAAGUUAUAUACCAACUUGUAUCGACAUACUCUGAAACAUAGCUGAGGAAAGUGCGGACAUCUAGAUGGACGGAUGGACGGAUGGAUAGACCGACAGACAGAAAAACGGAGAUAUAAAAGAUUUUACUGAUGUUAAGUGCCAAAGUAUCGAUACAUCCAUAAAAGUCGACAAGUGAAGAACGUAAUGUCAAAUUCUAGUUAAGUAGAUGUUUAAUACCAAUCCAAAUGACGCCGAGUGUUAGUUAGUUUAACACUAUUAUUGUUCAUUAUUCAUUUAAAAAUUCAUACAGUUUUAUAAUUUGGGAUCGGAAACAUGCUUAUAUCGAUCCCUUUCCAAAUGCUGCUUUAUACUUAUCAGAUUCUUCACAUGGUAAAUCCCCUUGUUGCUAGGGACUAGUUAGUAUGGGAAAAGGAAAAUGAGCUGAUACACGUGAUGACGUUACAACUAUAGCAUUUCAAACUUCCUGGCCUUUGACCUUUACACAUAUUCGACAGGUUGGCAGUUAAUGUAAACAAGACAGACAACGUAAACAUGGCACACAGCCCCAGAAUAUUAUUCCAGAUUAACGACAUUAUGAGUACUGGUGGGAAAGGGUGGUUGACAUUUAUUAAUCGCUGUGGAACCUACCCCAAGUUUACAGAUCAUCUGCCUGGGAUAAAUGAAUGUGUUGAAAAUACCGAUCACAAAAUUACAAUAAACACGUACUUCAAUGUGGCGACGAUAACACUUAUUAGUGCAGCGUGUGAAAUAUUCGAUGGAAAGAGUGUUCCUUGACCUAUGGUCAGCGUCGCCUACCACCAACUAAACCCUUAUAACGAAUUUCUUCACUAAAUAAUUUCCUGUGGUACGUUUGCCACCUUGCAUACCACUAUUCGCCAUAUAUGAUAUAUAAACGUUCUCAAUCACUACUUUGGUCGUCGUGGAACACUCUAUGUAAAUACUACCGGCACAGUAAAAUAGUUACGCUCCAGUGAUUUCGUCUAGGUAUUCGGAGAUAUGUGCACGAUGUUUUUGUUAAUAUUGGAUGUAUUACCCCAUACAAUGUAUGAGCACAGAUUAGUAUCCAAUGACAAUGUCAAUGACAAUGAAAUUGUUUAUUCUCAAAAAACAGUACAGCGCAGAGAAUAUGAACAUUAACAAAUGGAUAAUAAAACUACAUUAUAAAACAA